AUGUUGAAGUCAUCAGCCACUCUGUCACUCGAGCUUGUGGCCGCCCGGCACGACGAGAACGUCGAGAAGGAUGCGAUGCGACUUAUGGAAGAUCUUGCAUGCAAUGCUGAACGAAUCCCAGCGCGUGACAUGGUCAUUUCCCUUGCAAAAUAUGUGCCAGCCCUGAAUCUUGACAUUCAGCUUGAUGCCCUGGAUACAGCACAAUGGCAAGACCCAUGGUGUCGACCGGUGCUUACACGCCGCGCCGAGGACUUGCUUGAGGCAACCGACGUGACGUAUGACGAUGUGACAUGUAUUCUCACAGAGUAUAUCCGCCCGAUUUUCCAGCAGCAGCAUCGGGACAAGCACUCAUAUGGCCAGCGGGCAGCUUCUCAUCUGAGGGAAUGGAAGGAUGAUACAGACAUGCCAGCAUGGACUCGUACUGAGCCGAAUAGUCACGGCCAUAUUCCUAUUGGGUGUCAUAAUGUACUAGCCUGGCUCAUAUCCCAGCUAAACAGGCUGACUUCUUCUUCGUCUUCUUCACAUGCGCCAUUGCCUGGUCUUACCUCUGCGGCGAAAGAACCGCUCCGCACCAGUCGUGAAUGGGACCAGGUGUGGCCGCUCGUUCUGCCUCCCGUGAUCACUUGGCUCGAUACGCCCAAUCCGCGUGAAAAGAUUCUAGGUGCAUGCAUAGCGCAGCGUCUGAUACGCUUUGCGCCACCAGCGCUCCUCGUCCGCACAGGCAUUGAUCGCUUGCUUCGUGAAUCGGUAUCGCGGAUGCUCUCGUUCAUGACCGACGCACACCGGGGACCCUUGGUGUUAUGUACGGCUAUGCAAGGACGCCUUGCUUUGAUUUCUCGCUUGCCUAUGGAUCAUCAAUUCGAUGCACAGGCUAGCCUGUUCUCUGAUGCUGUUUUGACGGCCUUGUCAUAUUGUGCGCCUGCAUCUUCAUCGACGCAGGCACUUCUUCCAGUUGACAGUACACGAACGGCUACGUUGAGUAGUCCAAGAUUGCAACAAGCCCUGGCUUACACUGCGUGCACAUGCGCACAGAGCUUGCUUUGUCGGAUGGGUGAGCCAUCACUUCGAUUCUGGAAUGCAUGGAUGGACUGGGCCUGUGCAUGGCUCGAGCAUGCACUGGGUGCCGUACAUGCGCCGUUUCCUGUCCCUUCAGCGUAUGCCUGUCCUGCACGACCCAUGAGCGACAUGGUCGAUGAAAUCAUUGAGCAUGGCCACCUCAAAAGCGACUCGCAUGGACCACGAUCCGCAGUGAGCGACUGGGUCGAUGCUGGGCGCGUGCUCUUACAUAGCCUGCACGCUUGUGUGCAGGCCACACAGACUUUGGUUGAGUACGCGACGGACGCCACCGUCGUGGAUACCCCCCUGCCGACGCAUGCGCCAGGACUUCGCGUGUGGAUGCCGCGUCUAAUGGCGGCCGCAUGCAAAUGUUCUAUACGUUUACAGGACCUUGACAUCCAGGAACCGCCAGUCGUACAUACACGGGCCAGCACACUACUUGCAUCUCUACAAACGCUGUGUUACACCAUACUUCGCACAGAUGACAGUUUCUACACGGUACGUAUGUGCCUUGCACGUGAGGACGAUCUUCUAUAUGAACGUGCGCCACCGAGCUUGUACACAUACUGA
This is a messenger RNA of Malassezia globosa CBS 7966, 1626 nucleotides long. RefSeq lists its product as uncharacterized. The coding region runs from base 1 to 1626 and encodes 541 amino acids. Lineage: Eukaryota; Fungi; Basidiomycota; Malasseziomycetes; Malasseziales; Malasseziaceae. The record is from RefSeq and is a predicted model, not a curated record. The transcript has a single exon. Gene Ontology annotation, cellular component: TTT Hsp90 cochaperone complex.